Messenger RNA from Morone saxatilis (striped sea-bass), 2280 nucleotides. RefSeq names its product centrosomal protein 83 (gene cep83). NCBI's taxonomy places the organism in Eukaryota, Metazoa, Chordata, Actinopteri, Moronidae. The transcript has 16 exons. Bases 124 to 2280 code for a protein of 718 amino acids. Gene Ontology annotation, cellular component: centrosome. The record is from RefSeq and is a predicted model, not a curated record.
GAAAACAUUCCCAUGAUCCCACAGUUUGUAGUUUACAGAUUAACGCUAGCUAGCUAGCGCUGGCUAGCAAAACAAAGUGGAAGAGCAGGAGAGAAAAGGAGACACAGGUCAACUAGAGGUGAGAUGACCACCUCCGCCUUUGGCCAGUCGGCCCCUCUGGUCCCGAACCUGGAGCCUGGGAUGGGGAAGUCUGCAGCCAUGCUGGGGUUGUCUGCUGGGUUGGGGGGAGCAGAGAUGGAGCUGCAGAAGAUGUUAAUCAAUGAAAGAAUGAAGUGUGAAAACCACAGGACCAACUACCAGACGCUCAAGGCUGAACACGCCAGCUUACAGGAUGAGUUCACCCGAGCGCAGGGGGAACUGAAGCGCCUGCUGAGCGACAGACAGGCUCAGCAGGAGAAACUGCAGCUGCUGUUGGCUGAGCUUCGAGGAGAGCUGCUGGAUAAAACCAGGGAGCUGGAGGAGCUUCGGCUGCAGGUGAUGACCCCUCAGCGGCUGGAGUUGCUCAGAGCUCAGGUGCAGCAGGAGAUGGAGGCUCCAGUCAGGGAGAGGUUCAAUAAGCUGGAGGAGGAGACAGAGAAGUACAGGUCUGAGUACAACAAGCUGCGAUAUGACUGCACCUUUCUCAAGUCCCAGUUUGACCACCAGAGAGAAGAACACGCUCGUAUACUGGAGGAGAGGAGCAUCCGCUAUGAAGCUGAGAUCUCUCGUCUGGAGAAGGAGAAGGAGGAGCUGGUGGCUCAGUACCAGGGUUCAGACCCACUGCGUGAUGGGAAACGAGUGGAGACCCUGCUGAGGGAGAAAGCCCAGCUCCACCUGCGGCUGAAGGGCCUGGAGGCAGAGGUGGCUGAACUUCGCGCCCAGAAAGAGAACUCGGGCCAACAGGCCGAGAACGUCCAACGCAUCCAGAUCAGACAGCUAACGGAGUCUCAGGCUGCGGUGAAGUCUCUAGAGGCGGAGCGUCAGUCGUUGCGCCUGCAGCUGGAACGGAUGGAUAGCGAGCUUCAUCUGAGCCACGAGCAGAACAGCCAGCUCACAGGACGUCUGCACAAAGCUGAGAGAGAGGUCAACUCCCUCAGCUGCCAGAUUGAAAGCCUGAAGCAUUCACACAAACUGGAGGUGGCCAGCAUCAAACUGGAGUGUACCCGCUCUAAAGGGGAGUUGGAGAGGGAGAGAGACACACUGCAGGGGCAGAUUGACGGUCUGCAGGCGGACGUGGAGGUGCUGAAGGCUGCGGUGGAGCGACACAAGGAAGUUCUGAUGGAGAAAGAGAGGGAGGUGGUCAGGAAGGUGCAGUCUGCCCGUGAGGAGGAAUUCCGCAAAACUGCCACCUUGCACGAGGAAAAGUUGGAAUUGGAGAACCAUAUAGCUGCACUGGAACAGCAGAGGGCACUGCAGGACGCUACAGACCUUGCUCAGAAGGAGGAAUGGGAAGAGCGUCUUCGUAGCACCCAACAUGGAGAGGAGUCAGCCCGUAGGGAGCUGCAGAACCUGAGAACCAAACUACAGCAGCAAAGCUCCCAGCUCGAGGAGCUGGAGAGACAGAAAGCAGAGGUCGCUGACCUACAGCAGCAGAACCAGGAACUGGGCGUCCAGCUGGGGACACUGUCUCACUCUGAAAGUGAGCUGAUGGAGACAAACCAGCGACUGAAAGAAACACUGGACAGAAUGAGGGAGGAGCUGAGGACGGCCCGAGCCCAGGCUGAGAGGAGCCAACACGAGGCAGAGAGGCUGGUGGAGGACCGGCGGGUGGAGUGGCUGGAGGAGAAACACAAGCUGCAGGAGCGAGAAGCUGAGCUGCAGCAGAAAUACACUCAGGUCAAAGAGAAACUGCAGAGGGCAGCGGUGGCUCAGAAGAAGAGGAAAACGCUGACAGAGAACAAAGAAAAGAGACAAGGGGACAAGAUCCAGCUGCUGGAGGCCAAGAUAGAGGAGCUGGAACUGGAAGCUGCUGCAGCGAAGAAACGGUCGUCUUUCUCAGAGGAGCAAGCUCAACUGAACAGACGGUUGAAGGAGCUGCAGCGACGACACAACGAGUUUCGACGCCUCCUGUUAGGCGGCCAGGGUCCCUACAGUGCCGGCCCCGCCUUCCUGACUUCCUCACCCACGCCCUUCCUCCUCCUGGGGUCUGAGGGACCGCUAUCUAACAUACCGGAGGAGCAGCAUCAGAGGGAGCUGUCUCUGCUGCGUCGGAGGCUGGAGGACCUGGAAAGCGCCCAGCAGCAGCAGCUGGAGGAGCUGGGAUCUCUGGUGCAGAGGGACCGGGACCAGCCUGACCUCUGA